AUGGAGGAAGAGAAGAUCCUGGAGUCCGAUCUGAGGCAUAUAUCGUUCGUCAUGCCAAAAUACACGCCCAUCGAGAAGAUCGGCGAGGGGUCGUUCAGCGUUGUGUACAAGGCUCUGGAUGCAGAGUCCGGAAGGUAUGUUGCCCUGAAGGCAAUAACAAGGACCAGCUCGCCUGCAAGGGUUCUGGACGAGAUGAUGUUUCUGAAGACUCUUGGCGGAAGGAAGAACUGCAUGGGGCUUCUCGGAUGCUUCCGGAACGAGGACCAGGUGGUUGCUGUUUUUCCAUACUUCGAGCCGAUCGACUUCAGGGAGUUCAUCUCGAAUGCAAAUCUGGCGGACAUCAAGCGGUACCUGCACAACCUUCUGAUUGCAAUAGAGCACGUGCACAGCAACGGAAUAAUGCACAGAGACCUGAAGCCGGGAAACUUCCUGUACAACAAGGAGUCCGGAAGGGGAAUGCUCAUAGACUUUGGGCUGGCACAGUACGAGGAGUACAGCGAGGGGCAGCAUGCAGAGGGUGGUGCAAAGCCUGCGGGGCCUCUGCUUUUCUUCAACUCUGUUGUGUCGAAGACCAAGCCUCCGGGAUACUACGAAAGAGACGGCAGGCCGCCGAUGAAGGCGCCAAGGGCAGGGACCCGGGGGUUCAGGGCACCCGAGGUUCUGUUCCGGUGCCAGCGCCAGACAGGAGCCAUAGACAUGUGGUCUGUCGGCGUGAUUUUCCUGACGAUCCUGACCACACAGUACCCCUUCUUCUACUCCUCGGACGACAUCGACUCGAUCGUCGAAAUUGCAACGAUCUUCGGGCAUGCAGAGAUGCGAAAGGCCGCAAAGUUCUACGGAAGGGUGUGGAGAUCAAACAUAGACUCAAUUCCAGAGGAAAGAAUCCCGUUCGAGACGAUUGUCGAGUCGCUGAACCCGUGGGCGGAGAUCGGCAGCGACGGAUACGACCUGCUCUACAGGAUGCUCGAUCUCUGCUCCUCGUCCAGGAUCACUGCAUCCGACGCCCUGAGCCACCCGUUCUUCGACGACCUGAAGACACACGAAAACUGCGCCUAG
Molecule: messenger RNA, 1056 nt
Organism: Encephalitozoon cuniculi GB-M1
Lineage: Eukaryota; Fungi; Microsporidia; Unikaryonidae
Exons: 1
Coding region: 1-1056 (351 amino acids)
Biological process (GO): protein phosphorylation; mitotic DNA damage checkpoint signaling
Cellular component (GO): nucleus
Molecular function (GO): ATP binding; protein serine/threonine kinase activity
Source: RefSeq, marked provisional